This is a messenger RNA of Amblyraja radiata (thorny skate), 1112 nucleotides long. It is a transcript of the gene pde2a, whose product is annotated as phosphodiesterase 2A. The transcript has 12 exons. NCBI's taxonomy places the organism in Eukaryota, Metazoa, Chordata, Chondrichthyes, Rajiformes, Rajidae. The record is from RefSeq and is a predicted model, not a curated record. The coding region runs from base 161 to 1105 and encodes 314 amino acids. Gene Ontology annotation, biological process: signal transduction. Gene Ontology annotation, molecular function: protein binding; 3',5'-cyclic-nucleotide phosphodiesterase activity.
GGUGGUCGGAGAGAAGGUGCUGGAUGAAGAGAUACUCUUCCCGCUGUCGCUUGCUCACUUGGACCAGCCUAACCCCUCCAACAAGGUCAUCACCGUGAAUGACAUCACUCCCGAACAACACAAGAAGUUGAACAGCAUCCUGGGCUUCGAGGUUGUUUCCAUGUUGUGUGUUCCUGUCAUGUGCCGGGCCACCGGUCAACUUGUGGCUCUGGGAUGUGCCUUCAACAAGAAAGCUGGCGGACACUACACAUCGAUGGACGAGCAGAUUAUCCGGCACUGUUUCCGUUUCACCGGCACCGUGCUCACCAGCACCAUGUCCGUGCAGAAGGAGCAAAAACUCAAGAUCGAGUGUCAGGCGCUGCUCCAAGUUGCCAAGAACCUCUUCACCCAUUUAGAUAACGUCACAGUGCUCCUUCAGGAAAUCAUCCAGGAGGCCCGGAACCUCACGAACGCAGAGAGCUGUUCCGUGUUCCUGCUGGAACAGAACAACAAAGAGCUGGUGGCCAAGGUGUUUGAUGGAGGAUUUGUUACUGAUGAGUCAGCGGAGUUCCGCAUGCCGGCGGAUCAGGGCAUCGCGGGCCACGUGGCGACGACGGGCGAGAUCCUCAACAUCAAGGACGCGUACGCACACCCGCUCUUCUACCGCGGCGUGGAUGACUCCACCGGCUUCCGCACCAGGAACAUCCUCUGCUUCCCCAUCAUCGACGAGAAUGGCGAGAUCGUUGGUGUGGCCGAAUUGUGUAACAAGAUCAACGGUCCCUGGUUCACCAAAUUCGACGAGGACCUUGCCCUGGCUUUCUCCAUCUACUGCGGCAUCAGUAUCGUCCACUCAUUGCUGUACAAGAAGGUCAACGAAGCUCAGUACCGGAGUCACCUGGCCAACGAGAUGAUGAUGUACCAUAUGAAGGUCACCAACGAGGAGGUGAUGCGACUACUGCAAUACGGCAUUCAACCCUUGAGCAAGAUCAGUUCUGACUUUGCCGAUUUCAGCUACACCCCACGGUCAGUUCCGCUGGAGGACACCACAAUGGCCAUCAUCAGUAUGGCUCAAGACUUGGGAUUCAUUGCUGACUUUAAGAUUGAGCUGAAGACUCUGGCGAGGUAGGUCUCUA